AUGCCGCGUCUCCUCCUCGUGACUCUGGCCGCGCUGCCGCUGCUUGCUGCAGCGCUAUCCCCGCCGCGUGACCGAGGUCCUCUGUUCGAAGGGUCAACGGUAGUGAGCUCGCUGGACGUAGAGGGCUACGAGGCCAUGCUGAACGACUCGGCCUCGGUCUGGCUCGUGGACUACUACUCGUCGUGGUGCUCGCACUGCCGCAUGUUCGGCCCGGAGUGGGAGAAGGUAGGCGCGUUCUACGCACAGUCCGAGCUGCUGCAGGUGGGGGCGGUAGAUUGCAACCGGCACAAGGAGAUCUGCACGCGGGAGGAGGUGCACGCCUACCCUACAGUCAAAGCCCACCAUGUUCCACUCAAGUCGAAUGAGAAGGUGAGCAUGGAGGCGAGAGGACGGAAGACGCUCACGUCGGUGGUCACGUGGGUGGAGGACGUGCUGAAAGAGCACAGUAUCGAGUCUGGGGUGGACGUGUCGACUAUCGCUGAAGGGAACAACAAUCUGCGACGGAAUGACGGGGAAGAGGCUGAGACCGCAGCGUCGAAAGAGAUUAAGGACGAUACGUACGCCCAGAUGAAGUAUAACCGCCUACUGGAUGCCGGUAAGGCUGUGAUGCUCGCUCUGGAGGAGAGCUUCUUCAUUGUUACGCCGGUGCUGCAAGGCGAGAGGUACGAGGCUGCGCUAAGGUGGGAGAACCGCGCAGCUAUGGGGAAGCUGGUGGAUUUGAUGAAGCAGCAGAAGAGUUGGUCCAUGGAUGAGUGGAGAGAGCUCCUUAAACGAUGGAGACCUGUUGCGAGGGAAACGAGCUUCCCUACUGACCUGUUUGACCCCCGAGGAGACGACGACUUGGGCUGGGAGGUCUGCAAAACUUACACUUGUGGGCUGUGGACGCUGUUUCAUAGCAUGACUACGAGGGAGUUUAAGGCGGAGGAGGCGUGGAAACCGAGUGAGACCAUGGCGGCGAUUCGACUGUACAUGAAAAACUUUUUCGGCUGCAAGGACUGCCGCGAUCACUUCAUGGAGGCGAAUCCCGAGAGUUUAGUGGCCGAAUUGGCCGCCAGCGACGCGCACGGACCACAUGCGGUUGUGGUGUGGGCCUGGAAGAUGCACAACUCGGUCAACAAGAGACUCCACGUCGAUCAAUGGCCCUCAGUGUCGAGCUGCUCCAGCUGCUACAUUGACAUCGGUGGGCCUGUGUCAAUUGGCAUGUCGUUGAUCAACGAAGAUGGAAUGGUGAACUACCUGACGAGCGUCUACGGACAUGAAGAUAAGACUCUCUUCAAUGAGUUUACCGAGGCAGCCACGUACCCGUUCGCUGCUCAAAGCUUCAACGCUAUAACAGCAGCAGCGCUGGUCUUGGCACUUGUGGUCGUUGUACUGAAGACACAGAAGCACCGCUUUGCCGUCUCCAAAGACAACGAUCACACGGCGUAA
This is a messenger RNA of Phytophthora sojae, 1428 nucleotides long. RefSeq lists its product as hypothetical. Gene Ontology annotation, biological process: protein folding. The record is from RefSeq and is a predicted model, not a curated record. Gene Ontology annotation, molecular function: protein disulfide isomerase activity; flavin-dependent sulfhydryl oxidase activity. Lineage: Eukaryota; Oomycota; Peronosporomycetes; Peronosporales; Peronosporaceae. Gene Ontology annotation, cellular component: Golgi membrane. Bases 1 to 1428 code for a protein of 475 amino acids. The transcript has 2 exons.